Messenger RNA from Iphiclides podalirius (scarce swallowtail), 420 nucleotides. The record is from the annotation of a GenBank genome assembly. Lineage: Eukaryota; Metazoa; Arthropoda; Insecta; Lepidoptera; Papilionidae.
AUGAGCAGUUUGUUGCAUUUUCUCUUUAUAUUGGCAUUAUGCAUUUUGAGCCUGGAAGGAAAAUUGAAAAAAGCCUCGCCUCCGCACUGUACCCAAGUAACUAAAGAUACAGACUAUGUUUCCCGCUUUAAAAUGGAUUAUCCUGUCGUUUACAUCGUGCAAGGGCAACGGGAGGCGUAUCAACAAAUGUUUUGCCUAAACCCAGCCGAGGUGAACAAGGCCGUGACCAUAGUAUGCGACUGGGCCGCCCCGCCGCAAGUGCAGUUCACACUGGGCGACGAAUACAUGCACGUGGUUCGGCAGGACCCCACCGGCCGCUAUCUCGGCAACGCGGUGAUAACGACAUACCAGCUGUGCAGCCACAACAUCCAUGUUAGAAACCAUAAUAGAACCACCGUGCCCACCGUAACAGCAGUGGAC